Octodon degus (degu) is the source of this 5056-nucleotide messenger RNA. It is a transcript of the gene Cnot6, whose product is annotated as CCR4-NOT transcription complex subunit 6. NCBI's taxonomy places the organism in Eukaryota, Metazoa, Chordata, Mammalia, Rodentia, Octodontidae. The coding region runs from base 1660 to 3387 and encodes 575 amino acids. The record is from RefSeq and is a predicted model, not a curated record. Gene Ontology annotation, cellular component: cytoplasm; CCR4-NOT complex; nucleus. Gene Ontology annotation, molecular function: protein binding; poly(A)-specific ribonuclease activity. Gene Ontology annotation, biological process: nuclear-transcribed mRNA poly(A) tail shortening. The transcript is spliced from 13 exons.
AGGAUAGAUUCCUGCUGACAAAAAUGUGGCACCAACAGAAAGGUGGUUCUGGGACAAGAAAGUAAAAAUCACAGCAGAGCAUACAGAAAAAUCAGGCUUUCAGAUUUUAAAAGAGGUGUACCCCAGCCUGAGUGCUCUCGGUGGGUCUCUAGGUAAAAUUGACAGGAAUGACUAGAUAGCAUAUUAAGUCAUCUCAGGGGCUUUCAAUAAGCAUGCAUGUCCAAGAAUUCACUCAGAUGAAAUGAUGUGUAUGAGAUACAGUUUAUGCUUAUGAACCUUUAACACAGGGAAAAGAUUACUGAGAGUCAGGUCAUGAAACCUAACAUGCAUGUGCUCUUUUGGCCUGGAGCCUCAGAGAUCUUCUGGGUCUUUGCUAUUUUAUUUUCCAUUUCUCUCAAAAUAAUUACAGGAAGACUGGCCUGGGGUGUUGCUUGAGCUCAAGUGGGUAGAGAGAAAUGGUCUUCCAGUCCCCACUGUAUAUCUAUACUAUUAACAUGUAAUUUUGUGAUGGAGAUUAAAUGAAUUCAUAGAUGUAAAGCCUUAACAUAGUGUGGUGGUUCCUUACCAAAGCGAUGCUAGGCUCAAACACACAACUCUUGCCCUAAACAGAACAUCCUGAUCUUUGAACAGCUCCCACCCCUUGUUAUGAUUUGGAUCUAAAAUGUUUCCCAAGUCUCAUGUUUGGAGGUGAGGCCUGGCUGGAAGGGGCAGGCCGUUGGGGUGUGCAGUGGAAGGCUGUACUCCCCGACUCUACCUUUCUCUCUGCAUCAUGAUCACCAUGAAUAGCUUUCCUCAGCCUUGCCUCAGCACCCUAGAGCCAACCAACUAGACGGAGUCCACUGAAACUGAACCAAAACAAAUUUCUGAAUUACAGGUACCAGGCAUUUUUGUUUCAGCAACGCGAAGGCGACUAAUACUCCCUUCAGGCCUUCCAGUACACCGCCAGUUCCUUGCCUUAAGUGCUGCCACCCAUUUCCCACAUCUAGCCAAGACAGACUGCAGCAGGAUGACACGCGUUUCUCCCUUGUUCACUGUUGUCAGUAUCUGGGACCAGGAUUCACUGUCAUUUCUUCAGGGUUGAUCUUCCAGGAAGGAGCCUGUAGUCCACCGCAGUUUACCAGCUAGAUGGCUGGGCAGCUAUUGCUUUUUCUCCACGCCAUACCCUUCACCUCUGAUGAGUUUAAUAAUCUGAUGUUACUCCUGCCCCUAGAUUUUGAGAUUACUCAAGGAGGAGAAGGGUCCGAUUUAUCUCCGCCCACAUGCCCAGCCAACUAAAAUUUCCUGUUGAAAACAUCAUGGCUCCGACCAGCCCUUUCCCUGCAUUUCGGCAAGCACCACUGCACUGGGCCUCCUGAUCUUCAAACGCGUCUCUGAUCAGUUCUUGUGGCUGGGACCCCACCACCAAAAGCUGUCCUUAAUUUACAGCACUGACUGAGCAUUAGUGGACUGAAAAGGGCCAUUCAUUUAUUUUUUCUGCAUACUGAGGCAGGAAGACUUAUUCAACUGCUCAUUCAUACUUCGGCAGAUCGAUACUGGCCACAGUUAAAGGUCUGCCAAUAGACGUGCGCUCCCAAGCCGUGGACAUGCAGAGGGCGGGGAAAGAGGACACAUCCGGGGCAGCAGUCGCCAGGAAAAGCGCGGAGGAAAGCUGCUAGAAGCAUGCCCAAAGAAAAAUACGAGCCCCCUGACCCUCGGAGGAUGUACACAAUUAUGUCCUCUGAGGAAGCAGCCCAUGGAAAGAAAUCACAUUGGGCAGAGCUUGAAAUAAGUGGAAAAGUAAGAAGCUUAAGCUCAUCUCUAUGGUCAUUAACUCACCUGACAGCUUUGCAUCUGAGCGACAAUUUUCUGUCUCGCAUUCCUUCAGACAUUGCCAAGCUCCACAAUCUGGUGUAUCUGGACCUAUCCUGUAAUAAAAUCCGAAGUUUACCGGCAGAACUCGGAAACAUGGUUUCACUCAGGGAGCUCCGUUUAAAUGAUAACCUGUUACGAGUUCUACCUUUUGAGCUGGGAAAACUGUUUCAGUUGCAGACUUUAUGCUUAAGAGGAAUAGUUUUUAAUUUACAAAGAAAGAUCUCAGAAGAGAGGAUCACAAUUACAAGAAAUCCACUUACCCAGGACAUUUUGAACCUCUCUCUGGAACCAGAUGGAACAAGAAGGCUACUGAACUAUUUGCUUGAUAAUUUGUCAGGUACUGCAAAAAGAAUUUCCACAGAACAGCCACCUCCAAGAUCUUGGAUCAUGUUACAAGAACCAGACAGAACAAGGCCAACUGCCUUGUUUUCUGUCAUGUGCUAUAAUGUUCUUUGUGAUAAAUAUGCGACCCGGCAGUUGUACGGCUACUGUCCAUCAUGGGCACUAAAUUGGGACUACAGGAAAAAGGCCAUUAUUCAAGAAAUCUUGAGCUGCAAUGCUGACAUUAUAAGUCUUCAGGAGGUUGAAACAGAACAGUAUUACAGUUUUUUUCUGGUAGAACUGAAAGAACGUGGUUAUAGUGGAUUCUUUAGUCCUAAGUCUCGAGCUAGGACAAUGUCAGAACAAGAAAGAAAACAUGUUGAUGGCUGUGCAAUAUUCUUCAAGAUAGAAAAAUUUACUUUGGUUCAGAAACACACUGUUGAAUUUAAUCAGCUAGCAAUGGCAAAUUCAGAAGGGUCUGAAGCUAUGCUGAACAGAGUCAUGACAAAAGAUAACAUUGGAGUUGCAGUACUGCUAGAACUUCAAAAGGAAUUGAUUGAAGUGUCACCUGGAAAGCCACAUCUUGGAGCAGAAAAACAACUUAUUCUGGUGGCCAAUGCACAUAUGCACUGGGACCCUGAAUACUCUGAUGUGAAGUUGGUACAAACUAUGAUGUUCCUCUCAGAAGUGAAGAACAUUAUUGAUAAAGCCUCUCGAAGCCUCAAAUCCAGUGUAUUGGAUGAAUUUGGAGCAAUUCCCCUUGUAUUAUGUGCAGAUCUUAAUUCUUUGCCAGACUCUGGUGUUGUAGAAUAUUUGAGCACAGGCGGGGUAGAAACAAAUCACAAAGACUUUAAGGAACUGAGAUAUAAUGAAAGUCUUAUGAACUUCAGCUGUAAUGGAAAGAAUGGGAUGACCAAUGGAAGGAUCACCCAUGGUUUCAAGUUGAAGAGUGCCUAUGAGAGUGGCUUGAUGCCUUACACAAAUUACACGUUUGACUUCAAGGGUAUAAUUGACUACAUCUUCUAUUCCAAACCUCAGCUGAACACUUUAGGCAUCCUGGGACCUCUGGACCACCAUUGGUUAGUUGAGAACAAUAUCAGCGGCUGCCCACACCCUCUCAUCCCCUCCGACCACUUCUCACUUUUUGCACAACUGGAGCUUAUACUGCCUUUCCUGCCCCAAGUUAAUGGCAUUCACCUUUCUGGCAGGAGGUAGUCAUGUACCUUUAGAGGAGAACCUCAGUUUUACUUGUAAACUCAUAAGAAUCUGAACAUAGGGGUGAGGUUUGGCUAGAAGGUUUUCUCUAUGAUGAUUCUGCAUUUUCAAUUUGAUGGUUUGAAAAAAGGACAUAGUAUGAAAGCCAGGUGCUAGCAACAGACACAUUCUGAGCCCAGUAUGCUUUGUAUACUGCUAGACAGGGAUUGGUGUGGUCACACCUAUCUAAUUCAUUACAAGUAAUUUUCCUGUUUCUUCUAUUCAAUAUAAUAUUUUCAUGCCUUGAAAUAGGAAAAUGUUGGAACAGCAUAUUCUCUUUGCACAGAAAUCUGUAGCACUACAUCUUUGAGGCCAGUAGUAACAUCCAGAGACCAUUCUUCCAGACUUUCCACCCUUUUUCAGACUUAUUUGUAAAAUAUAGAAUUUGAAUUUAGUCUCUAUGAUUGUAUAUGAUUCACAGAAAAUCUGAUUUAUGAAAUUUUGUACUUAAAAUCAAAUUUGAAAGCAGUUGUAUGGUAAACUAAGGCUAAAUUUUUUACCUGUCUCCUGUGUUCUGAAGGCCAGCUUGUAAAAGAGUAGCAACAGACUUUCUCUGCAAUGAUUUGCACUGUCAGGGUUUUGUUAGCCCUUUUGUACUACUUUAUUUUUAAAUUGAGAACAUUGCUCUUUCAAUCUUAAGUCUGCUUAAACUGCAGGACAUUUUCUUGGACCAGAGCAACUUAUUCAUAAAUUCCUCAAUUUUUAUGGAAACUAUCUACUAGGACAGAUAUGCUGAAUAGUAAAAGAUUCAUAGCAUUUAUAAACUGAAUGUGAUGGUUAAUGUAUGUACAUUCUGGUAUUUUUAAAUCUUUAUCUUUUUUAAGUUAAAAAAUUACAGCUGCUUAGAUACAGCUUCUUAACUCCUUUUUCAGACACUUCCUGACCUAUCUCCGCUGUGCCUGCCUAAAUUUGUUCUCACCAAGCACUGCCUGUGCAUGCAGAGAAAAUCUGUGCAUCCUCUUUUAUAUUUUUUAAAUAUUAUUUAACAUUUGUGAAAAUUUUAUGAAAAUGCUUUUGUAUGGGCUGUGGCUUUUUUCCCAUUGUGAAGCAUUGAAUAUCACAUUUGGAAAAUGUUCCCAGUUUGGGUCUUUGCUCACCUGACCCAUGCACUGCUUCUUGGUAUCAUUACACAGUGCUUUUGUCACCCAGAAUACUACUAUCAUGUGAAUUUUUUUAAUCCAUGUAUUCUUUGUUCUCUUAUAUUUCUUUUAAAAUCAUUCCUUUUCAAAGAAAAAGUAAUUUUCUGUUUAUGAAGCAGUAUAAAUUAGAUACAUUUUCAAAACAGGUCCCUAAGACAUUUCUUCAGAUCGUUUUUAAAGUGACCAAGUCAUUGUCAAAUGUCAACCAAGAUAAAAGUUGCAUUGUACGUUGUGUUUGCCCAUAGUGGCAUUAGUAAAUUAGAGAUUAGAGCCAGCUUUAACUUUGCAAAGUUAACUUGUAUAUAUUUUGUUCUCAGUCAUUUGUUCUUCUGAAAAAUCAAAUGAAUUCAGAGGGUGUUUGGUCUGCUUUUGUUUCAACUGCAGGCAGGGGAGCAAAAGGACACCAUGUGAGCAUUAAGAAAAAAAUUGUUGAUUGUUAUUAACAAUUUUUAUACAGAGAAUGAGUCAUUUUGGAUGACUUAAAAUUUUAU